AUGUCGACGGAGGACAAAAUUAUGGAGGAUGAUCAGAAGUUGAUGAAAGAAGCGUCUCGCCAGCUAACAUCGCUGGAAGGCGCAAUGGGAAAAUAUUUAGCGCAGGCUCGUGAAGGGAACAUGUCCCAAUCCAUGGCCAAGAUCAAGGAGGAGCUCCUCAAUGAUCUAUGGGCCGAAGGAAAUAGGGCACUGUUACGUUUAGAGGCGAUAGCGGGUCCACAGCCGCGACGUGAAACUUUUAUGGAAGCUUACGCUCAAGCUAAGUGUGAGCUGAAGAAACUGAUGGUGUUUGAAGCCCCACCUGCCUCUCAGUUCGACGUAACGCUUGCUUCAGCUCCCUCUCGUUCGGAUCAUCUGCCGCGAAUUGAACUACCGAAGUUCAACGGUGAUCCGUCGGAAUGGCCAGCGUUCGCGGGGCGCUUCGAGAAGCGCAUUGCAGGCCUUACCGGAGACGCCGAACGGUACGCGUUUUUGGUGAAGUGCUUUGACCGGUGUGAAAUCGCUCGAAAUAGUUGCGAGGCGUUCGAAAACGCUGGCAUGCCUUUUGAUAAGGCAUGGCAGAAGCUCGAAGAGCGGUUUUAUAAAAAACGCGUGGCUUUCCUCGGUCAUUUUCGGCACAUAACAAACUUGCCCAAGAUGACUACGGCGUCAUCUAAUGGGCUGAUGAAAAUAAUCGACGUGGUUGAAACGUCGCUUUCAGCUGCAAGACAGAUUGCAGGCGAAUCGGGGCGUAAGCCUAGCGUGGGAGAGGACGGUCUGCUGGUCACUAUAGUGAUGUCAAAGCUGGACGAUGAGACCAUCACAAGGAUCUCACGCAGGCUGGACGCUCAAACCAUUCCUACGUGGAAGGAAUUGCGCGAUGAGCUCGACAGAUUGUCGAGCUUGAUCUAUUACGAACCGCGUAGGGCCGCAAUCCGUCCAGAUCGUGAUUGUAACAGUGCAAAGGUGCGACCAGCAAGAGCGAUGCUUGCUGCCACGGUCGAUCCAGGAAGCAACCGACAGUCGACAAGUGCGCGAACCCCGCGAGUGAGUGUUGCUACAGUGGACCGCCGGGAAAGCAUUCGACGGUGUUACGCGUGUGACAAACAGGGCCAUGUGGGCCCACAGUGUCCCGAACUGCAAACUCGCUCAACGUACGAGCGAGUAAACUACGUAAUGGGUAAAGGUAAGUGCGUGAACUGUUUUUCCAGUCAGCACGCCGCUGCGCAAUGCCCAAGUGAGAAAAGGUGCCAAAUGUGUAGCAAAAAGCACCACACGAUGCUACAUAUGGAAAGUAACGAUUCAGCGAAGUGA
This is a messenger RNA of Anopheles funestus (African malaria mosquito), 1293 nucleotides long. RefSeq lists its product as uncharacterized. Lineage: Eukaryota; Metazoa; Arthropoda; Insecta; Diptera; Culicidae. The coding region runs from base 1 to 1293 and encodes 430 amino acids. The transcript has a single exon. Gene Ontology annotation, molecular function: zinc ion binding; nucleic acid binding. The record is from RefSeq and is a predicted model, not a curated record.